This is a messenger RNA of Leucoraja erinaceus (little skate), 1868 nucleotides long. RefSeq names its product beta-galactoside-binding lectin-like. The coding region runs from base 622 to 1050 and encodes 142 amino acids. The record is from RefSeq and is a predicted model, not a curated record. Gene Ontology annotation, molecular function: carbohydrate binding. Lineage: Eukaryota; Metazoa; Chordata; Chondrichthyes; Rajiformes; Rajidae. The transcript is spliced from 4 exons.
CCUUAUCACUUAUGAUCUUAUGAAACUAAAUCAGUGCAGACGUUUCCAACCAUUGUGAGCCCAGGACAAUCGACAACUGACUGUGACAUUGAGCCUGGAACUUAAAAAAGCUGAGCGAUGAACAUAACAUUAGCUUCACUCAAUGUGGGGGAAAUGCAGGGACGUGCACUUUUAGACAGACUAUUAUCCAGAUGUAGACAAACAUCAAAUGGUGGAGUAGAGAAGGAUCUAUUUGUUCAUGCGCAUCAAUUGCCAUAUAAUGUGUGGUAAACAAACGUCUUCCCAAUCCAGCAACUCUCCCAGUGUGAAAGUGUAAGGACACAUUGUCUAAACAAAUCUUCCCCGCCCAAGGUUUGUUUUCUGACAACUUCACCUGCAUCUCUCAAUCACUCCCCUGUCUCCUUGCCAGCUUCCAGUGGGAUGCUGCACGGGUGCCUAUCACGCUCUUGCAUUGGCUGCGAGCUCCAAAGGGGAGGUGUAGGGGUGAGGCAUUGUUGGGACCGAUCCUGAGUGGCGACCAGGCUGGGCGAGAUUGCCUUUAUAAACCAGGGUUGUGGAGACCAGGCAUGUUGUCCUCGCUUUGUUUCAACGAGCUGACUGCGCCUGUGAGAUACAAGAAGAAUGCAGAACACGGAGAGAAGAAUAAGCUUAUUUCACCUGACUGGUCUCAAAAUUAAGCAUGGUGACUCUGUCGAAGUUGAAGGAAGAGUUAAAUCAGAUACAGCCAGAUUUGCAAUUGAGCUAGGAGUGGACGCUGCGAACGUAGCAAUUCAUUUUAACCCACGGUUUUCUGACAGUGGCUCUAAGAUUGUCUUGAAUAACCUGAUCAACUCCCAUUGGCAAACGCAGCAGAUUGAGGAAAACCCCCUAGUCAAAGAGGAAGAUUUUACGGUCCUCAUUACGUUCAACGCAGACAACUUUGAGAUUGUCGUAUGUAAUAAAACCACACUGCAGUUUCCAAACCACAGUGAAAAGGAUAUGCUGGAAGAAUUUUGGAUCAACGGGGAUAUUCAAGUGAAGCGUGUGACAAUUAAUAGCCUAAUAAACUGACACUUUUGGGGGGUGUUUUAAAACAUUUCGAGAGAAGAAUGGUGUUUCUUCCAGGAAUUGGGUGUGGGGGAACUAAAGCAAGUAAGCGUAAGGGGAUGUCAGAAGGGGGCUCACCGCUGAAUGUUUUGUUCAAGCUAUUGGAACACUUUGCUUGCCCUUCAGAUGGGCGUCGAGCUGUUUCCAUCUUUACUGUCGCUAUUCCAGCCCUAUUGCUCCUACAGGGAUUGUAGAACAGAUUGCCUUCCCCCCUCUCACAAGGUGUUGUGUAGAGAGCGGAGACCACAUUUGGCCCAUUUCUAUUCAUCAUGGACCUCACUGAUGCACGCAGUCUGCCUCUUCUCCCAGUUUGACCAUUUAUUCAAUGCUAUUGCAGGGGUUUAUUUUCCGACUCAAAUGACACUUUGUAAACAUACGUCUGUGUUGAACAAUUGGUGAUGGGGUGUGUCACCAAGAUUGUAAACUCGAGAAUAACUCGCUUUGCGCUUGUAAUGCAAUAAAAACAUAUUCCCUUCAUGAUUCAUUGUGUCUGAUUCUGUUACUCACUUGGUGAGACACUUUCAUUCCAUCUGACAACGUUCACCUACCUUGAUAGACACAGAAUGCUGGAGUAAUCAGCCGGUCAGGCAGCAUCUCUGUGGAGAAAAUGGAGAGGUGACUUUAGACUUUAGAGAUACAGCGUGGAAACAGGCUCUUCGGCCCAACGAGUCCGCGCCGACCAGCGAUCACCCCGUAUACUAACACUGUCCCACACACUUGGGACAAUUUACAAUUUGACCGAAGCCCAACCUACAAAUCUGUACAUCUUCACGAGUGUGGGA